UGCUGUUUUUGUCUCUGCUCUGUAUUUGUUUCACCGUUCUCUCCCCAAAGCCACAGCGGAGGCGGCAUCGAGGCUCAUCUGGGUAAAACUCGCUUUGUGCAUAAAGGGCAGAUCGAUGUUCCCUAAGGUUUUACUGCAGUGGUGCGCAGCCGUCUCGAGCUGUGCAGCUGAAAUAGAGAGAAGGCGACAAGGCAAAUUCCAGCCAUUCAGACGGCUGUUCGGGAGGAAGAAGAAAAGUGAAGCGAAGGGAGGCUUUCAUGGAGCAGAGCUAAAAGCAAGUUUUUCUACCGGAGAGGUGUGCAAUGGAGUCGUAUCAGAUGAAGAAGAGGCCAGUCAAAAUCUGAGGGAGUUGAAUCCCAUUGGAUCUCGAGCUCUCUCACACGACAGCAUCUUUAUCCCAGAGGAGCCGGUGGAGGAGCCCGGGCUGGAUCACAGCAUGUCCCAAGAAAACGUCUCGGAUAAAGUCCGAAAUCUGCAGAGGCAGAUAGCACAAGGCAUAAAGUUUGGCCAGAGACCCUCGUCGAUGAGGAGGAGUGAAGGAGAUGAAGGCAGUUCAGAUGAGGAAGAGGUUCCCCGGAGUCCUCUGAAAGUUUUGGCCCAGGUAGAAUCCGAGCCACUAAAAGCAGAGCCAAAGCAGGUCCAGGGAGCUCCUUCAGGUGGACCACACAGCACCCCGGUGAAGUCUCCUCGAUCCAAACAAGUUCUUCCGCCUACUGGCACAAUCGAGUCCAUCAACCUGGACGCUGUCCCGCAGUCCGUCCCUCGUCUAGACAACACGGCCGCCAAGCAUAAGCUGUCCGUCAAACCGAAAAAUCAGAGAAUUGGUCGUAAGCACCGACGCUUCACACAGGACCUCCAAGAGAUUUCUCUUCCCGGGGUGGUGCAUGAGGAUCUGGAAGUGGCAGGAGUCUCCACGGACUACCAGCGCAGAGCUUCUGUCGAGUCUCUUGAAAGCCUCAAGAAACAGAGACUCCAAGAGGAAGAGAGACAGGAGGCCAGGAGGAGAAGGGAGCUGGAGGAGCAGAGGCUCAAGCAGGAGGAAGAGGAGAGAAAGAAGAGGGCCGAGGAGCUGAGGCUGCGUGAGCUGGAGGAGGAAAGAUGUCGUAAACAACAGCGGGAAGAGGAGGAAAGGAGGCUGCGAGAGGAGGCAGAGAGGAAGAGGAGAGAAGAGGAGGAGAGGAGGAUCCGGGAAGAGGAAGAGCGGAGGAGGCAAGAAGAGGAAGAUCGCAAGAAAAGAAUGGAAGAAGAGAAGAGACUGCGAGAAGAGGAGGAGCGCAGACGGAGAGAGGAGGAGGAGAGGAGACGACUGGAGGAGCAGAGGAGGAAAGAGGAAGAAGAAAAGAAGAGGAGGGAAGAGGAAGAAAGAAAGAAGCGUGAGGAAGAGGCUAGAAGGCAGCAGGAGCUUGCGGCUGAGCAGAACAGGAGGCUGAAAGAGGAAGAAGAAGAGAAGAAGAGAAAGGAGGAAGCAGAAAAAGCAAGGUUGCGAGAGAUUGAGGAAAAGAAAAAGAUGGCAGCAGAAGAGAGAAUAAGAAAGGAGGAGGAGGAAGAGCACCGGAGGAUGUCAGAGGAGGGCUCUGACACCCAAGAGAGGAAGAGGAGAGCAGAGGAGCUGCGCUGGAAGGAGAUGGAGGAGCGACAGAGGCCUUUCUCUUUCAAAGUUUCUUCUGGAGAGAAACAGAUUCUCUUUCAGAAGGUCAACCUCACGCCCGUUACUCCGGCCUCUGGCCACCAGAGCGCUGCUGCCGCUGAUCAAAGAGAGGGAGCUAAAGCUUCCUCUGAAGGACCAGAUUCUCCUAACCUGCCAACGUCUCCAUAUGUUCCACACACAGCCAUCCUCGUGACGGGCGCCCAGCUAUGUGGGACAGCUGUCAAUUUAGACCAGAUCAAAGACACAGCUUGCAAGUCCCUGCUGGGUUUGGGUGAGGACAAAAAGGCCCAGGGAACGCCACCGAUGAAGGCCAAGACCUCUCCAGACCGCAAAUCUGGAAAAACCAAAUCACUUAGUGAGUCUGCAUCUACAGACCAGUCCAGUGCGUCCGUCCUGGCAGAGUGGGCGAGCAUCAGAUCGAAGAUAUUCAAGGGGGUUGAAGAGGGGAAAUAUGACGAGUACCCAGACCCGGGCAAGACUUCAACUCCACCCAGCAGUGAAGAACAGCCUCUGUUUGCCCACACCAACCUCAGGAAGACCAUGUCCGCCAGCGCCAAGUUCUCUAUCACACCUGCAAAGAAAAAGUUCGGAGACUCCAAUAGAAACUCUGAGUCUUUUGGUCCAGAUGAUAAAGAAUCAGGUGAAGAAGCUGUUCUCUCUGAGAGCCCCACUGCACCUUCCCCAGGUCCAACCAGCAAACCUCAGACUAGGGCAAGUAAAACAGUCCGCAUCGUAGAAAGAGGGUCCGAGGAGUGUAUGUUUGCCAAAGACCUCCCUUCUUUCCUGGUUCCCAGUCCCGGAGCCAAACACGAGGGGGCCGAGCUGAAAACCAGGGCUCAGAGUGAGAUAGAGACGUAUGAAAGCAGUGAGGGGGGAGAGGACCAAGGCCAGGAUGGCGAGGAUAAGCCCUCUCCAUUCGGUAUAAAGCUGAGGAGGACCAAUUACUCUCUACGUUUUCACAGCGAACAGUCCACUGAGAAAAGAAAGAAACGCUACAGUGCCGGGGACAGCUUUGAAGGUGUCCCUUCACCCCUCACCCCCAUCGAGCCAGACUCUGAUGUUUCAUCUGUCUUUUCUGACAGAUCAAGUCCCACAUCACCUCUGAGAGAGGGUGUGGUUGGCAAGUACUCACACACAGCUUCCUCCCCCUCUGUGUCCCAUGGGAAACUGGGUAAGUCCACCAGCCCAACGCCGUACGGCGACGGUGAGAAAGUGCUUUCUAAGCCACCGGUCUAUCGAAGACCAACACCCUCACCGAAACCCACGGGUUCCAUUCCAACGCCUCCUCCCUCACCGCUGCCCAAGGCAGUUCACGGGCUUCCCAGUGAUGACACGAUCCAAAGGACAGGAGAUGUAGAAUCAUGUAGCCAGGACCAGGCGUGCAGGAGUGAAGAACCAUCGGCAGUGGCCCAGCUCCGCAGGAGCAGCCAAGGUCAGGUCCAAGGGGAAGAAGAGCAGAAGGAAAAGAGAUCCUUCUUCCCCUCCAUUAACAUCCCGUGGAGAGAGAAGGCGGAUCGAAAGUCCGAGCUCAUCAGGAGAGAAAAGCCCUCUUUACAGAGCAGGCACUCUUUAGACAGUGCAAAGGUCCAAGAGAAAGAGGCUGGACCCCUGUGGAUCACACUGGCUCUGCAGAAGCAAAAGGGCUUCAGGGAGCAGCAGCAAAACCGGGAUGAUCGCCGCAGCCAAAGAGAAUCUAAGCUCACAGAGAAACAAUCUCGAGACAAAGAUAGCGCUACACUGCUGAGCCCCACAGAGAGCAGAGGAAGUGGGAGCACCAGUCCUUCCUCUAAGCCUCAGACCCCAGAGGAGCCUAAGAGACCCGACAGCCUCCUGGGACGAUUUGACCGCAGAGAACAUCUAAAAAAGGCCAACACUUUACCGAGCUCCGUCACUGUUGAAAUUGCCGACUCCACACCGUCGCCACCUGCUGUCAAGGAGGUGUCAAAACGAUUCCCCUCCAGCGACUCUCCUCAAGUGUCCACAGAGCCAGCCUGGCUGGCACUGGCCAAACGAAAGGCCAAAGCCUGGAGCGACUGUCCUCAGAUCAUCAAAUAACAUCCCACACACUCCAGCUUGGCACGGGGGACCCUGGCCUGCAUCAAGACUGCACACUGCCCAUGGACUCAGAAGCACCUGUCCCCUCCCCAAGAACUCCACAUCUCAUCUCUCACCACGAACACUCGUCCUGACUGUGAAACACGUAAAAGUCCUCCAUCACCUUGUAACCCUACACACACACAUGCACACACACACACACACACACACACACAUACACACACUGGCUGGUACUAUUAUCAUGUUAAAGUGCGCUUCACAUUCACAUAUUCCAAUACAAUCGCACAGAUAUAUGUAAACAAUUGUUGCGAGCAUGCACAUACUGUAUACAAACACACAACGUACGUCCCCCAAAAGAAUCUUCAGCAGCCAAUCACAACUAUGUCUGGCCAUUGCAAUAGCCAAUCCUGAUUCUUUUAUUUUGUAGCCAACUGUGUCACCAUGGUUGUAAAUAUAUCAUUUCUUCAACUCCUCUGAAUCAUACAGAUGAAGCUCUGACAUAUGGCAGUGUUUAAUCAACUGAGGGUAACUGUCUGAAUCCUAUUUUAAGGGCUACCAGUAAAAAAUAACUCCUCUGGACAACUGAUUAAAGUGUUACAGGCAUCUCCUUUGCGCUCCUCGAUAUUAUUUAUGUGAAACAAACUAAACUGUAUCUUUUAUCUGAGCCUUGUUUGUCAUGUGAAAGACAUGCCUUCCCUGUUUUUUAAACUGGAAACCUUCGCCUAACAAUCCACACUGUGUCCGUGAUGACUGUGAUAGCUGUCUAAGAAGCUAUUGUACAAUUUUGCUAAUAUAAAGUAACAGAAUCUGUUGUGAUCACUCACGGUGGGUGCACCUAAACACAGCACUGAAGACAACAAGUGUUAUGAGGCAUUUGCAAAUAACUGCAUGUCACCCUCGCAGCUGUGCAAUGGUGUAAUGAGGAUUUUUUUUUUUUUUUUUUUCUUUUGCUUUGCUUACAGAGACAGGCUGAACACCCGGUGGCUGUGACUUCUGAUUCUUGUAGCUGUCCUCCUGUAACACAAUUACGCCAUCACAUCCUCAUAAUGUGAUAUGAGCUUACGAAACAUUUCCUAAAUGAAAAAAAAAAAAAAAAAAAAUCCAUUCUUUUUUCCUGCCACUAACUUAAUGAUCUGUAUGUAUGUAAGUAUGUACUGUUUGUAAGUCAAAGGCAUUACCAGAGCUUCAGUCAGAAAGAGGCCCUCCGCAGCCGACUCACGUCAUUCUGUUUCUAACUUUGGUCGUGCACAAUAGUGUAGUGUACGCAGUGUUAAGUGUAACAAAAAAUGUUUGGUAUUAUUUGCACUUUUUUGUCCCACUUAGAGAGAUUCAUGAGAAAAUUCUUAAAAAGAUACAAACUGUUAUGAAUAAUGUAAAUUAAAUACUGAUGUCUGAACCAA
This is a messenger RNA of Salarias fasciatus (jewelled blenny), 5103 nucleotides long. RefSeq names its product capping protein inhibiting regulator of actin dynamics (gene cracd). Gene Ontology annotation, biological process: negative regulation of barbed-end actin filament capping; maintenance of gastrointestinal epithelium. The transcript has 9 exons. The record is from RefSeq and is a predicted model, not a curated record. Lineage: Eukaryota; Metazoa; Chordata; Actinopteri; Blenniiformes; Blenniidae. The coding region runs from base 116 to 3703 and encodes 1195 amino acids.